GUCCUGGAGAGCCCGGGAGCCCGAGCCCACGUGCACCCGCGUGCCCAAGCCCCGCCCCCCCGGCCGCGGAGGGAUUUGCGGGGAUCCAGGCUGGCCUGGAGGGGUCUGAGGGCCCCCCGAGCGGAGCUGCCAGAGUGGGACCGAGGCCGGCCUGGGGGGGCGGGGGGAGCUUGGCCCCGGGCGCCCAGCGCUGCCUGCCAGAGGCGCCCCGCCGCGCUCGCCCCGCCCCGCCCAGCCCAGGUGGGGCUCCUCGCAGCCUCUGCCAGAAGCGCCCCCACCGGGCACGUCCUCCUCCACUCAGGUGGGGCUCAUCGAGUGGGCUCAGGGUGGGCGGGGCCGGGCGCGAUUAGGGAAGUGGGGCUGGGCCGGGGCGUGAUGGAGGCCGAACCGGUCCCAGACUUCUCGAAGCUGCAAGAGCUCCUGGCGCCGCCGUGUCUGGACCCUAAGCCGCCCCGGGCGCCCCCUGCUCAGCAGGCACCAAGGACCCCAGGAUGCCCCAGACCCAAUGGCAGGUCCUUCUGGCCUGCAAGCCAGGACUCAGUCACUGCCCUGCGUUUCCUCCAAGAAACAGCAGAAGGGCUGGUUCAGCCCCCUGCCCGGGACACCCAAGCCCUGGGGCCCUGCUGGGAGCUGAAGGCCUUGGAGACUCUGGGACCCUCGCCUCUGGCAAGGGAUGCCAAGAACAUGCUGACCCCAAUCAGCCAGCCAUGCUGCAGCUCAGGGCCCCUGGAGGCUCCCCCAGCCCCCUCAGCCCUACCCCAGAGGAGGCCCCGGAAGCAGUCAAAGCCCCACCCGGGCGCUGAGAAAGUGGACCCCCGGUUCGAGGGGGUGACCCUGAAGUUUCAGAUAAAGCCGGAUUCCAGCCUACAGAUCAUACCCAGCUACAGCCUGGCCUGCAGUAGCCGCUCUCAGGGUCCCUCUACAGGUCCUGCCAGGGGUCCUGAGGCCAACUCAGGAGGCGGCGAGGCCCUCGGGCCCCGGUGCUGUGCUUCCUGUAGGACCCAAAGGACCCCACUCUGGAGAGAUGCUGAAGAUGGGACCCCUCUCUGCAAUGCCUGUGGUAUCAGGUACAAGAAAUAUGGCACUCGCUGCUCCAGCUGCUGGCUCGUGCCCAGGAAAAGUGUCCAGCCCAAGAAGUUAUGUGGCAGAUGUGGGGUGUCCCUGGGCCCCCACCAAGGCCCAACUCAGGAAGGGGAUCUCAGGUGGAAGACCCAGGCCUCGGGCUCCAGAGUCCCUGUCUCAGGGGGCCACUGUCCCCCUCCCUGGCCCCUGGUCCGAUGAGGUUUGGCUGAGCCUCCCCUCCGAAAAUGUCCUCAGCAGUGACACUCCUACUGUGAACAGCAAUAACAAUAAAGAACACAACUACUCUGAGAAAGAGCGCUGUGACUUGGGGAUCCCACCUCGUGCACACUUCCCCCUCUCUCCCCCGCGCCAGGAAUGUGGGGGCAGGUGUUUUCUCAUUAGGAUUCUGAGGGACACACACACUCGUACAUACAGGGACCAGCCCACCCACAGAGAAUGAGCCACAUUCACCACAACAUCCCAUAUAGGGCAACAGCCACCACAUGCAGAGACAAAGAACACAUGGAGACAGACAGACACACGGGGCGCCUGGCUGGCUCGGUCAGUGGAGUGUGCGACUCUCAGUCUCGGGGUUGUGGGUUCGA
This is a messenger RNA of Mirounga angustirostris (Northern elephant seal), 1667 nucleotides long. RefSeq names its product zinc finger GATA like protein 1 (gene ZGLP1). NCBI's taxonomy places the organism in Eukaryota, Metazoa, Chordata, Mammalia, Carnivora, Phocidae. Gene Ontology annotation, biological process: spermatogenesis; regulation of transcription by RNA polymerase II; oocyte development. The record is from RefSeq and is a predicted model, not a curated record. Gene Ontology annotation, molecular function: zinc ion binding; sequence-specific DNA binding. Gene Ontology annotation, cellular component: nucleus. Bases 376 to 1281 code for a protein of 301 amino acids. The transcript is spliced from 6 exons.